This is a messenger RNA of Drosophila navojoa, 1916 nucleotides long. RefSeq lists its product as uncharacterized. Lineage: Eukaryota; Metazoa; Arthropoda; Insecta; Diptera; Drosophilidae. The record is from RefSeq and is a predicted model, not a curated record.
ACAAAGUAUAUUAUUGGCCCAUAGACCUUCAGCAUGUGGUCACAGCUCGCUUCCAUUGCAUUGGCACUCUGUUCGCUCAGCCUGGUCGCUGCGCAGCGCUGUGUGGAUCAGGUGCACCACGAGCAGCAAGCACUGAGCCCACGCGUCGACUACGCUGCCUGCGGCCCAGCUGUGUGCGCCACGGACGGCUACUGCUACCGUUUGUUCCACAACAUUUGCUACCUGAACGCUUUCAAUGUGCGUUUGCUGUUCGCUGGCCAACGGGCACUUGUGCAGGCUGACAUACGACAUUGCUUGCCAGAGCCGAGGUGGCUCGACUACAACACACCCUACGAUCCACGAUUGCCGGGCAGCUCCUAUGUGAAUGCAGGUGCCUAUGAGACACCCUAUCUAUAUGAAUCCGAGGACCUCGAACCAAGCUACCCCAGAUCGUAUGCUCCCUAUCUCUACUACAAGGCGCAGGACACAUAUUCGCCGAUCAACGGAUUUUAUUAUAGGAAUAUGCGUGAAUAUGUGACUCAACGUAAACCGAAGCCAUCGACUUCCUACAGAAAACCUAAAGCGAAGUGCACAACAACAGCAUCACCAAUAACUGCAUCCACAACAACAUCCACAACAACAGCCUCUACAGCAGCGCCAUCCACAACAUCCACUACAGUUGCAACAACAACACCAUCUACAACAUCCACAACAACAGCUUCUACAACAACUCCAUCUACAACAUCCACAACAGUUUCAACAACAACACCAUCCACAACAUCCACAACAGUUUCAACAACAACACCAUCUACAACAUCCACAACAACAUCUUCUACAACAACUCCAUCUACAACAUCCACAACAGCAGCCUCUACAACAACAGCUUCCACAUCAACAGUUUCUACAACAACACCUUCCACAACAUCGCCUUCCACAACAUCCACAACAACACCUUCCACAACAUCCACAACAACGCCUUCCACAACACCCAUCACAAUAGCAUCCACAACACCAUCCACAACUACAGUGACCACAACAACAGCAUCGACAACACCACCCACCACAAUAGCAUCCACACCGCCAACUACAACAAUUUUAAGCCUAUUGCAAUCUGCAGCAGGUGCUGCACAGUCCCCAAUACCAUCCACAACGAAUUUGCCAGAUAUUUUAAGCACCACACAAUCAACGACCGCAACAACAGCAACGAGCCCACAAACCACUUUGACGACCAGCUCUUCAGUUACAACAGCAUCCACAGUAAAUACUACAGUAGCAACCACAAUAGCAUCCACAAUAACAUCCACAAUUAAUUUCGUAUUACAGUCGAGCACGCCUCCAGCGACAACAGCAUCUACAGCAGCACCCACUACCGCCAGCAUCGACUUGGAUGACAACACUCUGGUUUCUCUGGUCUUCACAAUGCCCAAUGGCCGGGUCUUUAGACUCUCAAUGGCCUCGCAGAUAACCGACCCAACAACGGGCAAUAAGACAUGCGCCGAGGAGACGCAGCUAGAGCUUCGAUACAGGGGCAUAUCGGAGCCGCUGAGGUUCACUGGAUGCAUCUACAACAACUCGACACGAAAUGGAACGAGCUACGGCACCACAACGACCCGCAGACCAACGCCUAAGCCCUACUACAGCCCAAGCAGAUCGGUUGACUACAGGCCCGUUGGCUACCUAUACAGCAUUACUUAUGGCUCUGCCUAUGAGGCACCCUACGCAUCCGGUCCUGCACCACCUCAAUAUAGAGCGGACCCUGCACCUCCUCGCUAUGGCUAUGGACCGCGCCCUGGUAAUACCAGGUUUAGGGUUCAUGCCAGCGCGUCUGCUUCAGCAGAUCUCCCAUAUUAUGACUAACAUCAAUAUCUACGGUACUCGACCUCAUUAUAAUCAAUAAGACUUACUAUUUGUACACCCUGCAUAUAUGUAUAUAAAUA